AUGAGUGGAGGACCCGCAAGCUCACGAUUCGCAGCUAUCUACGACUCCCUCCCUCCCGACGUGCAACAUGCCAUCGUAGGGAAACAACUCAUACCACUCCUUGAUCUCGUGAGCAAGACGAAACGCAAGAGGGUCCUCGCGAGCGCCGCGAAGAUGCAGAGGCGGCACGCAGGCAUCCCGGUUCUUGACCUCAAGGCGAAGCAACGAGAAGUUAACGCCUUGCUGGACGAACUACAUCGUGACGCGAAGCGGUCCUUCGUGAAAGAGCGUUCCCACCGGACAGAACUCAUCGAACAGACGGUCGAGAGCGUUACGAGUUGGCUGAACGACAUCUGGUGCAUAGUCUACGAGCAUAACGUCGACUUCUUGCUCGCUCAUCGCGCUCUGAUCUUCGUCGUCAACGUCCUUGACCAGAUCGCACAUGGACGCGCAAGCUGUCGCUGUGCAUUUACGAGUAUGUAUGUCCCUAUCACUCUGAAGCGGAGGUGCGGGAAGUUGGUCAAAUCAUGGGAACUCAACGGUGCACAUCACAUCGAAGAGGUCUUGCAGUUCAUCUGGCGAGACCUCUUCCUGAGCAUGCUUGCCUCUGGGAGCAAGCGCCACCUUGCGAAGAUCCCGGAGAUGCUCGAUGACAUCGAAGAUCUCAUGGGCUGGACUUCCCUGGAGAGAUUGGUGUUCGGUGGUAGGAAAUGCAAACACGACCACGAAACAGACGAUGGCGAGACGGACCCAUAUGCCUUUGACACAGAAUCCGAUGUUGACGAGGAGGAAGAGGCCUUCACUGACGAAGACAGCGAUCUCGACGCGCCCGUCGGGAAUGAAGACUGGAUUCCCAAGGUAGCAUACAGGGCAACACCGGAGCACGCCAAGCACUGGUCCCACCGCAUCAGCUCACAAAUGUGGCAAUUCCGGCGAUACGUGCAGUCAGCCAUGACCUCCGUCUUCAAAAUCACGCCAUCCCUCCGCCUCUACCUUGCGUUGCGAGAUAAUUCAACCGACCCUAUGACGACAGAAGCCGAGCUCAAAGCCUAUCUGUCCCAAAUGGCGACCUCCUGCCCAGAGGUGUUCUCUGCUGCGCUCGAGAUCUACGCGUGCGAGAAGAAUGCGGACAAGAUUGCAGUGCUGCUCAAGACACACGCGCACCUCAUCCGCCCGCGCGACGCGUCCGUCAUGCAGUCUGCGGUCGCCACCAUGGCUUCGAAUGCGGUCCACCUACCCCGCGCGCUCGAAAUCAUCGAGAAGGAGCUCCUCGACACCGCGCACGCCGUACACGCUGCGCUGCUAGGUCCGUUCUCCCAGCUGGAGACCGAUGAUAACCGCGGGGAGAUCGAGCAGAUUGUCAAGCUUCGCCAGGCAGCCGCAGGACGACAGGACCGCGUUGAGCGCUGGGUAGACGCGGUGUGCACCCCGGGGAUGAACGCGCCAAACCCGAUGGCGCUGGCGGCGAUGGUGAUGGGAUUGCCGAUCAUGCCCGCUAUGGACGGUUUGGAGGAUGCGGAUCCUCUGGGGUACCUUGACUUGGACCCGUCGGACCCGGACAUGGAGGAUCUGAGAGAGGAGUUUCGGCCGCGGCUGAAGAAUCGGUUCGAAGGCUGGUCAGACACGGCUAUCACCGUCAAGGGCGGCCCCGCCGUCCUGCAAAAGGUGUAUAAGGAGGUUGCGCAGCAGAUGCCGUUUCUCCGCGCGAGCGACGUUGUCGAAGACAUGCUCGGCCGGCUCGCGGACAAGCCGAGCAAGCAGUACCUCGUCGACGCUGUAGACGCGCUCUCUGCCUUCGUGAAGGUACAGCGGCGCAAAGCGGCAGCCGCUAAGAACGAGCAGAAGCGUCGCGCGAACGCUACCAUCCAGACGUCUGUAGCAGGCCCGUCCAGCCGUGUAUCAGCAUCCGCCUCGACUUCCGCUUCUAACUCCACUAUCCCGAGCCCCGCCAUCCCUCCUACAGAAUCUAUGUCUGCAGGCACUAGCACUUAUGCAUCACCUACAGUGGCAGACGACCUUCCCAGUCGCCCGGAGACCCCGCCGCCACCUCUUGAGCCAUUCACGCCCGCGCCCGCGUCGCUCUUCACGUUCUACACUGGACAUAUCGCAAUGCCCCAAGGCGUCGCUGGACCUGCAGGUGGGGGCGUAUUUGGCGGCGGUGGCGGGCCUGGCACCCCUGGCGGUGGUGGGUUCGGAGCCGGAGGGGGGUUAGGCCCCAAUGGAGCAGGGCCUGACCCUGGUUUUGGAGGCGCGUUCGGAGGAUUUGGAGACUAUGUCGGAGGGUUCGGCGGCAUGGAGGACGUGGAUUGA
This is a messenger RNA of Trametes versicolor FP-101664 SS1, 2289 nucleotides long. RefSeq lists its product as uncharacterized. NCBI's taxonomy places the organism in Eukaryota, Fungi, Basidiomycota, Agaricomycetes, Polyporales, Polyporaceae. The record is from RefSeq and is a predicted model, not a curated record. The transcript has 5 exons. The coding region runs from base 1 to 2289 and encodes 762 amino acids.